AGGUCAUUAUGCCUAAGAACGAUUUUCUUACACCGAAAGCAAUCGCGAAUCGUAUCAAGUCCAAGGGACUUCAGAAGUUAAGAUGGUAUUGUCAAAUGUGUCAAAAACAGUGUCGAGACGAAAAUGGGUUCAAAUGCCAUUUGAUGUCUGAAAGUCAUCAGCGACAGAUGAUGCUGGUGGCAGAUAAUCCAAACAAGUACUUAGAUGCAUUUUCUGAAGAGUUUUUGUCUGAUUUCCUGGAUUUGCUCCGUCGGCGUUUUGGGACUAAACGAGUAAAUAACAAUCAGGUGUACAACGAAUACAUUCAAUUCAAAGAGCAUAUACAUAUGAAUUCAACUAAGUGGGUGACCUUGUCAGAAUUUACAAAAUGGCUUGGCAGAGAAGGUUAUUGUCAUGUAGAUGAAACUCCUAAAGGUUGGUUUAUUGCAUACAUUGACAGAGAUUCUGAGGCAAUGAAAAAACAAGAAGCUCUCAAAAUCAAAGAGAAAAUGGAUUAUACCGACGAGGAGCGUAAUCAGAAAUUUAUUGAGCAACAGAUGAUUCUGACUAGUUCCAAACCCGCACGGCAAAUACAACCUACAGAAUUAGUUAGAGAAAACGAUGAUGAAAAAAUACAGAUCAAACUCAAUAACAAGCCGAUAAUUUCUAACCCCAGUAAUGAUCUACCUGCUGCUGAAAAGGUAGAAAAUCCUCUGAAAAGAAAUUCAGAUUCAAAAAAGCCUAUCAAGUCAAAGUCGAAGCCUAAAUCAGCUUUGCAAGAGAUAAUGGAAGAAGGAUUGAAAAGCAAGAAACAAAAGAUGGAAAUACCAAACGAAGACGAAUUUAUCGAAGAUACUGCCGAUGAUAAAUGGCUAACAGAAGGCUUGAUUGUGAAAAUAACGACUAAAAGAUUGGGCGAUAAAUAUUAUAAGCAGAAAGUAAAAGUUAUAGAAUUAAUAUCUGAUUACAUUGCUACCGUACAGCUUGUAAAUGAGCUAGAAACCAAAAUCAAACUGGAUGCUAUACACGUUGAGACGGUGAUUCCGGUUCCGGGAAAGAAAGUCAAGUUUGUCAAAGGAAAGUUAAAAGGAAAAACAGCAACAGUUGAAGAAAUUCGUGAGAAGGACUUUUGUGUCCGAGUAAGAUUAGAUAAUGAUGUUUUGCAAGUUCCAUAUGAAAACGUUUGUAAAUUCGAUUAGUGUUUAUCUAUCAUUUUAGAGUUGACUAUUUAGUGGAUAAA
Molecule: messenger RNA, 1219 nt
Organism: Symsagittifera roscoffensis
Lineage: Eukaryota; Metazoa; Xenacoelomorpha; Acoela; Convolutidae
Product: DNA/RNA-binding protein KIN17-like
Exons: 1
Coding region: 9-1178 (389 amino acids)
Biological process (GO): DNA replication; DNA damage response
Cellular component (GO): nucleus
Molecular function (GO): double-stranded DNA binding
Source: RefSeq, a predicted model, not a curated record